Pelobates cultripes (western spadefoot toad) is the source of this 13191-nucleotide messenger RNA. Lineage: Eukaryota; Metazoa; Chordata; Amphibia; Anura; Pelobatidae. The record is from the annotation of a GenBank genome assembly.
UUAGACUACAGAAUGACACAGGUGGCUGCGCUCUGCCCUUGGCUCAGUGUUCAUAGAGCAGCAUUAAGUUCAUCUCUUGCCAUAAUCAUGUCAUUGUCAGAUGUCUAAUCCUAUAACAGAGUUAGCACAUAGAGUUUAGUGACCAGUUCCUUCCACAACACAGCCUGCAGCAUCCACAAGACUCAUCAUGAAGGCCCUGCUCCUGAUCACUUUCCUUCUCAUGCUACCCCUGGGAAGUAAGUACCGUAUUACCGAUUCAUCUCAAAGUAGGAUUUGUGUUGGAAGCGCCUGUUACUGAAGCCCCUGUAAAUUCAGUAUCUGUGUUAAUUUUCCCUAUGGAAUGCUAUUAAGGAGGCAUAGAGGGCAACUACUGACUGAAAUUUUUUUUGGAAUCAUUAUUACAUAUAUAUGGGUUUCAAGGUGUCUUUCUUUUUAUUUAAACAGGCACUCCGCACUAUUGCCAUUGCAGUAGUUAUGGUACUACAUUUACUGCAGUGCUGCCUCCCAUUUGUUAUCAACAUGUUUUAUAGUAGUUAGACAAAAGAAUGAGCUCUCCCCUGCUGGGGCUCGAAUAAUGUUGAAAUUUCUCAUUUCAAUUGCCCAUUUCUUUUCACAAGAUGGAUUGAGUGAAAUGUAUCCCAUUUUUUUAAAAGAGAUUUCCUCUGAUCUGUAUGUCCAUUUAUUGAUCUGUGUCUCACACAGAUUUGCGUAGGCAUUUUGGUGCAUAAUAUGCCCACUGCAGAAACAGAAAAUGCGUAACCUGUAAUUAAAAUUGUGUUUGAUUAGAAAGCUUGUUAAAUAACAGUAAAAUAAAUCAGGUUUCCCAGUUUCUGUGCUUAUUGCCCAGUCUAAGGUUAUGACUUUGUUUUUAUGAGUUUUUAACAGGCUUUACAAGAAUAUUCAAAUCCAAAUAAUUACUUUAGGAUUAUAAUUUCUAAUUUUAAAAACUUCCAUCCCUCACUUGUCUAAUUUUCUCAAUUACAGUCUACAGUACCCAUCACAGACUUUAUAAGCUUUGUUUGAUAAUAGGGCGGUGAAAGCAUCUGCCGUAAGAAAAGUAUGUUUAUAAGUAUAUUGUAGUACAUUUGCACACAAUGAAAAAAACACUUAAAGACACUUAAUAUUUGUGGCUUAGUGUUUUCAUAGGUAAAAAAAUGUGUUCAUGGCAUUGGAUUAUUAGACAGGUAGACUGCUAGCAUAGGAAAAGUAAGAUAUUUUCCAACGUGAAAGGAUUUCAAAGGUUUCAUUAGUAUGGCCAUGGGGCAAUAAACAAUUUCAGGCCACUGAGAGUGCUAGAAAGUCCAUUUGUCCCAUGUAGACCAGUACAUCAUUUAAUGUUCACCGUCAAAGAAUUAUUUGACCAAUUUGCCCAUCGUACUUCUCAUAUUUCUCUUGCUACAUAAAUAAAUUUGUGGCACUUAUUUAAUUUGUAUUCGUCUUUAUCGGGACUAAAGUUGUGCUAAAAUACUGUUCUGCUCUAUAGGAAUAAUGGAAUUUCAGAAGAUAACAUGGACUCUACCUUAUUUGAGUUGUUAUUGAUCUGUGAACCAUGAGGGAUACAGCAGGUCUGUGUAUUUCCCAUGGGAUAGGCUAGGGUGUACCAGAACAGAACAUACCCCUGUUAGGACCAUUUUAGCAGGCUGAAUUUAGAUUAACAUGGGUGCAUGACUGUCACUAGCCUGUACUCUGAUUUAACUCCAUCUUCCUAAUGAAAGCAGAAAACAUGCCAAAUAUUGACCUACAAAGCAUUUAGUAUGGCUAGGAGAUAAGAGUUAACCUGUAAACUGGAAAAAUGAUAUGUCAAGUGAGGAAUGAAAUCUUACAAGGAAUGCUAUGUAUGACAAUGAAUAUAAGGCAUCAUAAAAUAUUGCACAGGGGAAAUCUAAAGGGACACUGUAGGCACAAUAACCAUUAAUCUAAUUUGUUUAUAGUGCCUGGAGUCUCCUGGUGCUGUCUCUCCAUUCAGUGUUAAAUAAUGUUCAAGCAGUUUAACACUAAAUCAGUUCUUACACACUUCCUUCUGUGAUUUUUAAGCGGUCAGUGUGCCUGGAGUUGCUUUGAAACACUGCACAUAAGGAAUUUAACCCCUAUGCUGCCGGACGUGUAACUCCACCUCUAUCGGUGUCUACCAAAAUUAGAGUUCUGUGCUGGCUAAUGUUUAUCUGUGCAUAUUCCUAUGCACAAAAUUGCAUUCAUUGGCCACAUAAGAUCUCUUGGUCCUGUGAGAGACCCAGUAAGAGGGCAAACCAUUGCAAAAUGGUUUGUCCCAUUACUGAGAAAUGGGGUCUGGGUACUCUUGGAAUCAUAACAAAUACAGCCACUGUACAACCACCUAUCACAAUCUGCUGUCAUUUUUGUGAUGCUAACUUAUUUCUUACAAAGAUACUAUUUUUUUUUUUUCAUAUUAAAUUAGAAAACACACGAUUAUCCGGAAUCUGGAAGAAACGGCGGAUGCCAUAUAAGCUCUAAUACUUCAUAUAUUUCUAUAUAUUUGCAAUGGACAAAUAUAUUUCUCUAAUCAGGUCUGAACAAUUAACAUAUUAGUAACAUAAAAUAUAUUUACUGCACUUACAUUACGCAUCUGUUAAACAUAUGGGCGAGUCACUAAACUCUUAAUUGUAGCAGAUUGAAAUCCAAAUGGGAAAAUGUAGUCAGAAAUAGCUAACCUGGAAAGAUUCUUCAACUUGACUAGGUUUUCAUUUGCUACAAUUCAGAGUUAAGGGGACACUAUAGUCAUAAGAACAACUACAGCUUAAUGUAGUUGUCCUGGUCAGUAUAGUCUGUCCCUGCAGCCAUUUUCAUGUAAACACUGUCUUCUUGCUGAGACGGCCAAUAGUUGUGCUUCCUGGGUCAGGGCUUUACAACGUGCAGCACUGACAUUCAGCAUUUCCACACCCUGCAUAUAGAAACUGAACUUUUCCAUAGAGAUGCAUUGAUAAAAUGCAUGCCAAUGAGGAGAUGCUGAUUGGUCAGCAGGGUGUUUAGCUCCGCCCUGCCCCACCUCCUUGGCUGAGAUCAUCAGAAUAAUGAUCUCAGCCAAUUUAAAGGACCACUAUAGUGCCAGGAAAACAAACUCGUUUUCCUGGCACUAUAGAGCCCUGAGGGUGCCCCCACCCUCAGGGUCCCAUUCCCGCCGGGCUGGAGGGGGAGGAAGGGUGUUAAACACUUACCUUUCUCCAGCGCUGGGGAUUUCCCUCCUUCGCUCGUCAUCGGCUGAAUGCGCAUGCGCGGCAUUCAGCCAGUCCAUAGGAAAGCAUUCUCAAUGCUUUCCUAUGGACACUGGCGUCUUCUCACUGUGAAAAUCACAGUGAGAAACGCAGAAGGGCCUCUAGCGGCUGUCAAUGAGACAGCCACUAGAGGCUGGAUUAACCCAUUUGUAAACAUAGCAGUUUCUCUGAAACUGCUAUGUUUACAGCAGGCAGGGUUAAUCCUAGAUGGACCUGGCACCCAGACCACUUUAUUAAGCUGAAGUGGUCUGGGUGCCUAUAGUGGUCCUUUAAUGCUUUUGUCAAUUCUGAUGAUCUUAGCCAAGGAGGUAGAUUGGGGUGGGACCAGGUGUGAGGAGCCCUGCGCAGUGGUGGAAAUAGGUGAGCUUUUAACUUAUUCAAGUGGGCAUGAGGACCUAAAUAGUGUUUUUAACACUAUAGGGUCAGGAAUACACGUUUGUAUUCCUGACCUUAUAGUGUUCCUUUAAGUGAAUAACCCUGGGAAUAUUUUGCAUGGAAAUACAGAGAGGCAGAGUAAUGCAGUGAUUUCAGACUUGUGGGAGAUGUUUUCUGGGAGGUUCAUAGCUUUGUCUAGAUGGUGUUUAAUCUGCUUCCCUUCUGUUACUCGAGAAAGUCAGGCUAUAUGAGGUGUGGGUGGUUGGAAUAAGGAGCUUUCUUGCAGAAAUAGUAGCAAUAAAACAAGAAGGACAGGUGAUGCGUGUAUCUGAAUUGGUGAUUUGGUUGAUGGUAAUAAUAAUAAUUUCUAUUAUCUUAUAACAUGUUACAAUGGUGGGUUUUGUAUUCACAUUUCAUUUUUCAUUUAGCUGAACCUGAAAAUAUCCUUUGUUCCUUCCUGAAGUAGUGUUACUCAAUAAAACUUUAAGAAAUUAAUUUCUCACAUUUCUAGCACAUGUAAGAUCAAAAAUGUUCAAGUUGGUAUUAUUUUCGUAAUAUGUGCACAAGAGGGCGCUAUAGUAUGACAUUUAUUAAGAUUUUUAUUUUAUUCAAUUUAACAUCCAAGCAGAGUAUUGAUGGCGACCAGGAGAGAAAUGACUAUUAUUUAUACAGCGCCAACAUAUUCCACAGCACUAAAAAAGAGGUAAACGACAAAUAUUUAGGUCUAACGACACAUAUGACAUACAGGAAUAGUAGGUGAAGAGGGCCCUGCCCAAAUAAGUUUACAAUGUAAAGGAAUGCAACUCCUAGAAUGAAGAAUUAGAAUACAGUUAUUUUUUUUAUAUAUUCUUGGACUAUAUUAUUAUUCUAUAUUGUGGUUAUAGGCCACUAUCUAGUAUAUACAAUUAUAAUUAGAUAGAUAGAUAGAUAUAUGUGCAAUUUUUCACCCAAUAAAAAUGAUUGCAUCUUGACAUCCUCAAUAUAGCUCUGCGACAUACAUGGCCAAGCACCCCCAAAAUUGACGGGGUUAAACUCUAGGCAUCAGCUACAAUUAGCAAAAGCCCCUAUUUUCUGCCUAUUUCCAAAACGUGGUAUGCUGGAAGAGGAGCUGAGGAGAUAAGGGUUGAGUUGCCUCUUCUGUUAUGUCAGUAAUGGGAGAUUAGCUGAAUUAAGCACAGCCAGAAAUAGCAGCAGCUACCAAGAAUUGCAACUCCACUAAUUCUGGGUGGGUCUACCCUAAGGUUUAAGGAACCAGAGCUCUAACAUCUAAAAAACAACAACCACCAACCAUUGAUGCAUGUGUUUUGGGUAAAUAAUGCCAUUUUGGGAUUGUGGAGAAAUUUACUACUUGAUCUCUGUUCUCUUUGUUUAUUAUGAUGUCUUUGGUUGGCACCCUUUGGCUGAAUGACUGAAUAACUUUCCCACAAGGCCAACUUUACUGUUAUAUAUCCUAUAUAUCACACAAGGUAGCUAUGCACAUAAUACCUUUCUGUAAUUGAACAUUGAAAAAGGUAUACAUAGGUUAAUAAUAAUAUAAACUAGUAAACUGAUUUUAAAAAUAUAUAAAAUUGUUAAUUAAUGUCUUUUAAUCUUGUUGGUCCAGAGCUUGAAUGUCAAGCUGAUAAACUGACUUCCAUAAAACAAUAUUUCACUUCACUUUUUUAUUGUAUCUAAAUCUUAAUGUCAUUCUAAACCAAAUAUCCCCUCAUAUGUCUUAAUCCCUGGGAAAUACAGUACUGUGGUGUACCCCAAUUAGAGGUGGUUUAGUUUGAGGAGUUAUAAUUAGAGGAGGUGUACAGGGUGAGGUGGGGCAAAUAGCGUUAGGGUGUUUAGUGUAAAGGGGUUAUCUGCUUUUAAUGCACAGAGGGUUGAAACUCGAAUGAUUAUCAGCCAGAGAUAUUACAGAAAAGUCUUUCUAAAACUGCAACUGAGGGAUACUUCCUGCGUCCAUUUCAAUGCUGUACCUACUUUUUGCAACCACAUCUCUUUAGAAUAAUCCUCUACAUAAAAGAAUCUUAGGGGGGAAAAAGCAAUGUCAUAAAACAAGCUGUAGUUUGUAUGUGCAUGAAAGCAGGUACAAGUGGCAUCAUUGUAUUUAGGAAGCAAUUCUAAAUGAACCAAUGACUUAAUAUGAUGUUCUCUGAUUGGAUGAUAAAUGAUUAUAUGACCGGCACACAGGUUCCAGACCAAGAAAAUGCUGCAUGGUUAAAAUAGUUGUUUUUCCAUGUUCUUUCUGUAAAGGUAAAGGGCUGCGGUGUUACAGCUGCGUAGCGUCCAGUGAGGAGGAGUGCUACAAGCAGGGAUCCCAUGUCUGUCCGCAAUACGCCGAGGUCUGCUCCACCAUUUCUUCUCCAAGUAAGUCAAAAUGGAUUCAUUAGAAUAUAAAAAUAAAGUCUUAUUCACAUCAACGUGUGUAUUUGGUAUGGGCUGUUCAUGGCUGCCUACAGUAGAAGGUAUCUGCAUAAUAGAAAAUGUGUUACUUAUUCCUGAGAAUGCACUCCAGAGAAACUUUACGUUACACGAUGAUGUGCUUUAAUAUGUGUAAUGAUACUUACCCGGUCCUCGAGCUGUUUGGAAACCUAAAUAACUGAACGAAUCCCAAGGGACGUAAUGUCAUUUCUGGCUGACCAAUCAAAUCACACAUAGUAUUUAAACUCCUCUGGCCCCAUUUACUGUGCCCUAACGUAGUUUCUGUUCUCAGUACCCUUUAGUGCGUUCCUUGUUACAUUAUAUACAUCAUAUUUCUGGAAUUGACCUUGGCUUGGCUUUUUAUCCUGACCCUGAGUUUGCCUAGGCUUGUAUUGCACUACAUUUCCUCUCUAUUGAACGUUAAACCCUGCCACUCAAAGGACAGGGAAUACAUCUAUUUCAGUCCACUCUGUUACAGUUAUCUUAGCAUCUGUAUGUUGGGGUUAUUCCUCAUGACAAUAUGUUGGGGCCCUUCAGUAGUAAUACAGGAAAAUAUUGGUAUUUUACAAAAAUGUCAGUCUACAACGAGUGUUAAAAUAUUCACAAAUGUGAUAUUAUACUAGAUUAAAGAGUAUAGCUUUGAACUCCAGUACUAUAAUAUAUAGAGUUUACAGAACAAUUUGAUUGGAGGGAUUUGUUUCCUUUUCUGGUCUUGGCGACACUCCAGAAUUUAAGAGAUUCCUACACACAUUAACAAAAUGCAGAGCAACAAAUAAACUCCAGGAAUGACUCAAUGAGAAGAUUAGGGAAUAAGGACUACAGUCCAGUGUAAGUAAUAAAGAUUCUCAAUUUAAAACACAACAAAACUUGGCUACUUAUUUGGACAUAGUGCCCUAUAUUUGUGUGAGAAAAUCACUUUUAAUGAAAUCAGUGUUUUUCUGUUAUUUUUAAUGCAGUAGUCAAGAUGGAAGAUGAUUAUGGCAUGGACCAGCGGCAUCUGGACCAUAGCUGCAUCUGGUGUUAGACUGGGGCCAGUACAAGCUAUGGUUUUGAGAUUGAAGUAACAAGGCAGUGAGUCUGUGGGGUAGAAUUGAUGGCAGCACCAUUGAUCUGGAGGGAGAGAGACAUGCGGGUAGUGGUUCUUGAAGAAGUAAAGAUGACAAGAUAUGUAUGCUUAGAAACUGUAAUUUCUUAUGUCCUUGCUACUUCUUUGAGGAUAGUGUCAGAGUUUCUGGAGCAAGCUUAGUUUUUGAAAGAAAUACUAGUCGUAUAAACUUAAUGUCAAUGUAACCUACCGGGCAUAUAGCUUGGACUUAGUCAUCUGUAUAUACCAUGGCUUCUUCCAGUGAGGCAGAUUUGUCUGUAACGUUUUCUUUUUUAUAUAAAAAAUUGUUAAUAACACUCUUUUUACCACAUAUCUCUUGUGCAAAUAUGAAAAAUUCUAGAUGCUGUUGUACUUUCAUUCAGGAAAAUAAAUAAAAUAAAGAAAUUUUGAUGCUUGAUAAAAAUAUAGAAAAACAUAUAUUGGGAGUACACACAUGACAUUCCUUACUAUAUAAUGAUGCACAAUAUAUUAAUUGAUAAAUACAUUUAUAUUUGGUUAGUGUUAUAUUUGGUUAGUACUUGUAUUACCAUCCAGUCCUAGCUAAAUCUAACUUUUGACUGCAUUAAAGGACCACUAUAGUGCCAGGAAAACAUACUAAUUUUCCUAGCACUAUAGUGCCUUGAGGAUGCCUCCACCGCUGGGCUCUGGGGUGAGGAAGGGGUUAAACUUACCUCUUUCUCCAGCGCCGGGGGGGAGCUCUUCUCCGCCUCAUCUCCUCCUCCUCGGUUGAAUGCGCAUGCACGGCAAGAGCCGUGUGCGCAUUCAGCCAGUCUCAUAGGAAAGCAUUCACAAUGCUUUCCUAUGGACGCUGGCGUCCUCUUACUGUGAAAAUCACAGUGAGAAGCGCGGAAGCGCCUCUAGCGGCUGUCAAUGAGACAGCCGCUAGAGGCUGGAUUAACCCUAAUGUACACAUAGCAGUUUCUCUGAAACUGCAAUGUUUAUAGAAAAAAGGGUUAACCCUAGCUGAACCUGGCACUCAGACCACUUCAUUAAGCUGAAGUGGUCUGGGUGCCUAUAGUGGUCCUUUAAGGCGUUAUGGUAAGAGAUAUCUGAUGACUACAUCCAAACGUAUCCACAUCAUUCCUCAAUUGUCUACAUUUUAAAUUUGCAAUUUCUUACACAACUAUGACAAAAUCUUAAUGACUAACAGAAUGACCCAAAGGGGUAAAGAAAUACUUUGUAAACAUCUGGAGCUGCUGAGCAACAUUUUGUGUUACAAAAUAAGUACACAGACAAAAUUAGUGUUAAGGUGUUGUGGUUUUGGCCUGUGUUUUGUCUGGCAUUACAAGCUUUCUUUUGUGAUGUGUCACCUCAUUUGUCAUCUUACUCAUGUAUAUAUAGACAUGUAUAUAUUUACCUCCUAAAUGGCAGAGAAUUGAACAAAGAAACUGCAGGGGCAUGAUCUAUGUACCAAAAUAUACUUAAUUAAGUUAAAGUGCCUGUAGUGUCCCUUUAACUAUGCCACCUAAAUGCCUGCAACAACAAUUUUAGAACAGCAAGCAUUUAGGUGGCAUAGUUAAAGGGACACUGUAAGAUGUAAUUUACCUUAAACAAUUGUAUCUCUUGCUCUGUAAAUUAAACUUCAAUCACAUACAGGAGGCUCUUGCAAGGUCUAGCAAGCUAUUAACAUAGCAGGGGAUAAGAAAAUCUUAAUUAAACAGAACUUGCAAUAAAGGUAGGAUAAACAUUAGAUGACUCUUUACAGGAAGUGUUAAGGAAGACUGUGCAAGUCACAUGCAGGGAGGUGUGACUAGAGUUCAUAAACAAAGUGCUUUAACUCCUAAAUGGCAGAGAAUUGAGCAGGGAGACUGCAGGUGCAUGACCUAUACACCAAAACUGGUUUAUUAAGCUAAAGUUGUUUUGGUGACUAUAGUGUCCCUUUAAGUUCUUGUUUAAACUGUGACAGAAAUGGAGGUGUUUGAAUCUUCGUUGAUUUAGAUGAUUUACCAUUUACUAAAUAUGCUAGGCAUUUCCUGUGUAAAGUGUACUUUGAUAUUGACAAAGUAUCUUUUCUAACCUCAAAAGUAACCUUUUUACACAUGACAUUUUAUACUCAGGUAAUCAGGUUCCUGGUCCAAAUGCCAAUGGCACAAUUUAUCAAUUUGUGAAUCAGUUUCCAAAGUUAAUUGGCAAGGAUUGUUUUAUUGUGGUAUCUUGGCCAGAAGAGUCCGUUCAUGAGUAGACUGUUUGUGUUUGCUCAUUACAAAUGAUCUGUCUUAUAGUGUGGCUGAUAGAUACCUUGUUUUAGCUUUUUCACACGGGAGUAUUUACAUGUAUAUUUACAAUGAAUGUAUGUGGAAUGUGUCUUACAUGGUCUUUGUCUCUUUUUACAGACAGCAUCAUCAAGUCGUGCUCCUACAAGUCCUUUUGUGACCAUGUUCGGCAGAACGGGAAUGGGGCCACCGUGGAAUGCUGUUUUUCAGAUGAUUGCAACGGCCCACCCCAGGGAAAUCACGCAGGCCUAAAGAACUCUGCUGCUAGCCAAGCACUGCCCCCCAUCCUCCUCAUUACAUCACUACUGAUCCUCAGACCCCUGUGACAUGCUGUACAACAAUGUAUCUUAAUCCUGAAUAUAUGUUUAAAACAUUUUCUGAUAAUGGGACUUCAGUAUUGACUUCUAUAUUAUAUUUCCUGGCCCAGAUACUGCACACGAUGUAAACCCCAUAAAAUGUUAAACUUCAAUGAAAAGUAUCACAAUGAUAAUAAAUGUAUAGCACUGGGUGAUCAUACUAACCAUCUCUAGAUGCUAAUAUUGAACAAGUUGCAUUAUAAAAUUAUGCUGAGUAUCUCUGCAUUAACAAUGAAAUGUAUUAAUUGAUUUACAUUUAAUUUAUUUAUGCAUUUAUUAUUCACAGAGCUUUCUAUACCUUAGUGAUUGGCCAUGAACACAUUAGGCAAUAAACAAUAGAAUUACAAGGAAUCAGACCAGAUUCAUAUUUGCAUCUGGUGGUAGUACAUUUUGGAUCAUGGGUACACCAAUGACACAAAUAUAGUGGAAAAAGUAAUAAUGUGCUCAAUUUAGAGAUAUUUGUGUGGUUAAGCUCACAGAGUUUGUCAAUAGGGUUAAGGUGUUUGUGAAAAGUACUGAUGGUGGAUUCUGAUUGGUGUAAUGAAGGGGGGGAGGGAGUGGGGGCAAGAAAGAGAUUGAAUGGAACCGAGAAAAAGGAGGAGUGUGAAAUAAAGGUUUGUGAAGAUGAAAGAAUGGAGAGGACAGGUAGAGCUAUAAUGCUGGACAUGCUAGAUUGGUGAAAAGAGCUUAGUGGGUAUGAGGACAUACACUAAUUUAUGCCAAUAGAUGUAUAUUUUGUGUGUAUCCAGUAGUCUGGUAACUAUUGUACACAGUUUGUAGCCUAGUAUAAUAGCAGCCUCAUACUGUGUCAUUGUUCCUACUAGCCCUUUUAUAUUGUGUCAGUAGAACAGAUACAAGCACAGGAAGAUUGACUUACUGAUUAUAUUGUAUGCUUAGGGUUUAUAUAUUAAAACCUCUUUUUAUACAUCCUCAAAUGACAUGUGAUUUGCCAGUUAAUGUUAUUACUAUAAAAAGAAAGGGCUCAAUGAGCAAAUAUGGGAGUAGGCCAAGAAAGCAAAGUAUGGCUGUUCACUGUGCUCCAUGCUGUAAACAUACCACAAUGUGUGUUCAUUCUGAGUACCUAAAUAUAUUGCUAUCGCUCUGUGCAGCACUGUAUGGAGAGACUGCAGACUAUCUUUGUAUACUAGAAAAUAUAUCUAGCACAAACCCAUACUAGUCUUUUCAUUCAUUAAUAAAUGUUGCACUGUAAAAUUUGUAUUCACAAUAUGAGCAGUGAUGGCGAUUUUCACAUUACAUUUGCUACUUAAUUAUUAGGUUGAGGUCCACUUUAAAAAUGUACAGCACUAUAACAGUUGCACUAAUUAAACCCUUAAAUUUUUUUAGCCCUAACUGUGGGUAACCCUCAAUCCUGGAAAAGACAUUGUAUUACAAUCGUGUUUUCCAUUUUUAAUUAAUAAUAAAAAUCCAUUAUUUUUUUAUAAUUACUAUGACACUCCACUGCCCAUAAAAAAAAUACAAAAUCACUUUUUAGUAGAUAUACUUAUAUCUAAUAUUAAUUAUGCAUUUUUUUCCAUUGGUAUAUCUAAAAAGACAGCAAAUCUCUUUCUGAAGCCUUUGCAAGCCCUUCCCUUCAAACCCUGCCCAGACUUUCUGUGGCUGUCCAAUCACAGACUUUCCAAUGUAGCUCAAUCAGGAGUCUUUGUAAGGCAGGGCUCUUGGUAAUUGCUGCCUCUUGAGUUUAGCUCCACUAAGCUAAACAACCAGGAAGUAACAGGACUGACUGUCUGAUUGACUAUCAAUGUGGUGGAUCAUGGGGCUCAUUUGUAAAACUGCACUUUUUGUUAAAUUAAAAAAAGAGGACACACUCUUCACACAUAAAGGUAUUCAGCAAGCAAAAGUUCUUCAGGGGUCUAAAGUUUUAUUUUUUAUUUUUUUUUAUUUCUGCCCUGGUAAAUAAAAGUAAAUUAAAUUCCAUCUAUAAAUUGAUCUAGCAAAUUAAGCUAGUACAUUAAAUUCAAUCUAUAAAUUCAGCUACAGAUUGGGAUAGAAACCUUUUUUUUAAAUUAGGUCCAUUCCUAACCUGGAAGGAAAAGGGUAUGUUCAUACACUGGCAAUUGGGCAAUGGAGCCAGUAUGUCAGUAUAUCAAAACUGGGUUUUUCGGGGGGGCGGGCCCUGUCCUUAAUAACGGCCAGACGCGUCUUAGGAGAACUCCACACUUGUCUGGUACAAUGACCUAAAUAUUCAUUCACUACUGCUCUCUAGUUUAAGCUAAUGACACCUCACAUGCUCCCUGAAUGAGGCGACACACAGAGGAACGGCUGAUUACCGCUUGGUUUACUGUAUAACAGCAUUUUUGACUCCACACAGUGCAGCCUAGCAAACACAUAGGGGGGAGAGGUGGCUGAUCUCCCGAUCUGGAGCGACCUGAGCCCCUGUGCCCAUUUCCCUCUGCCCUCCUCUGGACCAGUGGGGGUCAUCCCGGUCUACCCCUCACAUUCCCUGCCACUUCACCAUACCCGCGGGCCUGCUCUAAAAUGGCACAGGCCACGUGUCCCACAGUUUCUGGUGCGGAGAAAGCUGACUUUGUCACUAAACUGGACAUUUUUGCUGCGUUCUGGCAGAAGUUAAACACACAUCUGCAGGACCCUGCUCUAUGUGCAUACUCACCUCAAAGAGUGUCAAGGAAGAGCCAGAGCAGGCUGCAAGCGGCAGCUCCAACUCCAGUUUGGGCCUGACGGUGAUGAAGGCAUCACCACAAGAAGGUGGAAGCCGGCUCCCUCACAAUGCAGGACCUUGCCAUGCGGAGAUCACACCUAAAAUAUCCCAGAGAGGCACUAGGCUGCUCACCUGACCUGUACCACCAUCCUAUACGAAUGCUGCUCCUCCUGAUUCCUGGGCACUUCAGCCAACAAGCUUGCAUCUGCGAUAGAAUCUACCUCAUUAAAAUACAGGGUUCUAAUCUGCCCCAGGAGGGGGUUGGCUGAGUUUGGGACGGUGAACUGCCCACAUAGGGUACAAACAGCAAUGUCUCAUCCCUCACUUGUCUCAUGGUGUGGCAGGGCAUCUAUUAGCCUAGUACAGUUCAUUAGCAUUAGUGGAAUCAUAAUUCUCAUCUAACAUUACACAUUCCCUUCACUAUAACAUGCUAUAUUGUGUAUAGCAUGCUAUAUUGACCUUCUCUUCCUUCAUAGUUAGCUAUAAAUAAUGAGCCUGUUCCUCACCUUGAAAAAAAAUGUGCAGUUACUCUGAAAGCCAUGUCACUGUCUUAUAAUAUUUGUUGUUAUUAUUAUUAUGCUUGUUUGAGCUGUUGUGGCUGUAAAAGAUUGUUUUGUUAUUUUAUGCACACCUAAAAUAAAGAAUGAAAAAAACAAACAAGUUUUUCAUGUCAGAAUUCUAAGGCCCCCCCCCCCCACAAAAAGGCAGAUAGAGAGAGUUUAAUGAUAUCAUUAACUUGACUUUGCAGUUAUAGGAGUCAUGUAUUCAUAUUAGGCAACUGUAUAUGUAUGUGCAUAUUUCUGCUUGUAAUGUACUUUUUGAAUCUGUG